AUGCUUUUCACUCAUGUCUUCUUUCUGAACUAUUCCUUUUACAAUUGUUCAUUAAAAUCUAUCACGUUAGGUCCGAGAGUAGAAAUUAUAGAAACUUGUGCAUUCCAAGAUUCAAAACUUGAGUUUGCUGACCUUUCGAAUACGAAACUCAAAAAAUUCCAAGGAAUUUAUCAUUUUUGCUACACAAAAUUGUUAUCAAUAAGAUUACCAGAUUGCUUAGAACAAUUACCACAUUUCUUCAUAUCCUAUACAAAUAUAACUGAAUUUACAUUUCCAAAAAAUUUAAAGUACAUUGAUGAUGGUGCAUUGUCAUGCAUACCUAAACUUAAUAUUUUGAAAAGUAACUGUCCCGACAUCGUUAUUUAUCGAGGGAUAGCAUAUUCUCGAGAUUUUAAGACAUUAAUUAAAUGUCCCGUUUACAUGAAUGAACCAUUAGCUCCGACUGUUAUCAGUGUUUCUCCAUGUGGAGCUAUGAGCUGCUGUAAGUUUGUUAGUUUCGCUCUUGAAGUUGAAAUCCAAAAAUUUGGAAGUCGAAUGUUUCGUGCAUGUCCAUUUUUAGAGUCUGUUGAUCUAUCUAAAUCUAUUGCUUCAGAAUUGCCAUAUGAAACAUUUUAUGAGUGCAAAAAACUGAUAAAUCUUACUCUUCCAGAUACAUUAAUAUCAUUCGAUUAUUGGAUAUUUGGCGAAGGUAAAAUUACAAAUUUGAAAAUACCUUCAUCGGUUAGAUAUUUAGUUUCGAACUCUUUGGAAUUUUCGGAUAUUGGAUCAAUAGAAUAUUGUGGUCUUUAUCUCUUGAAUGUUGAAGCACCAUCAAAUACUAUUCUUAAAACAAAUAUUAAUUAUUCAUACCCAGAUUUCAUGAAAAGAACUGAUUUCAAAAGAGUUCUUUCCACAUGUCCUCCAGAAAGAACACCUCUUCCAAUAGCAACAUUGAUUCCAAAGAUAUAUCCUAGUUGCAUGCACAGAGAAUAUUCUUUACUUGCUUCAUUACCUUUAUACAUGAUAUCUGUUAUUAUUAUUUCAUAA
This is a messenger RNA of Trichomonas vaginalis G3, 1026 nucleotides long. Its product is annotated as ribonuclease inhibitor domain-containing protein. The coding region runs from base 1 to 1026 and encodes 341 amino acids. Lineage: Eukaryota; Parabasalia; Trichomonadida; Trichomonadidae. The record is from RefSeq and is a predicted model, not a curated record. The transcript has a single exon.